This is a messenger RNA of Pogoniulus pusillus (Red-fronted tinkerbird), 2325 nucleotides long. RefSeq names its product membrane cofactor protein-like. Gene Ontology annotation, biological process: negative regulation of complement activation, classical pathway; T cell mediated immunity. The record is from RefSeq and is a predicted model, not a curated record. Bases 80 to 1819 code for a protein of 579 amino acids. Gene Ontology annotation, cellular component: plasma membrane. The transcript is spliced from 15 exons. Lineage: Eukaryota; Metazoa; Chordata; Aves; Piciformes; Lybiidae.
UCCGGUUCCCGCUGCUCCGGUUCCCGCUGCUCCGGUUCCCGCUGCUCCUUACGGUUCCCGCACAGGACGGGCAGCAGCGAUGGGCUCCGGGCACCGCCGCUUGCUCCUGUCCGCGCUGCUGCCGCUGCUGCUCCCCGAGGCGUGGGGUGACUGCGGACCGUUGCCAACCCUAAACCACGCAGAGCCUCCGGAAGACACUAAACACCAGGAAAGCUUCAGCGAGGGCUCCAGGGUGACCUACAGCUGCGUUCAGGGCUACGUGAAGCUCCCCUUGCACUCAGGCACCACCCAGUGCCUGGCAAACUCCCAGUGGUCCAACCUCCCCGAGUUCUGUGGCCGCAGCUGCCCCAGCCCCCUCCAUGUGCCCUUUGCCAGAAUCUCACAGGAGGAUGAAGUGCAGAACUUCUACCCCGUGGGUACCAGCGUGACCUACGUUUGUCGCAGAGGCUACGAGAACACCACAGCUCAGCUCCCCACCAGCACUUGUCUGGACAACUUAACGUGGUCAGAAGUUCCUCAGCUGUGUGAGAGGCAGUCUUGUGGUGUUCCAGCAAAUCCCCAGCAUGGCAAAGUCCUUGCAAAGGAUCAUCUGUUCAGUGCAAAAGCAGAGGUAGUUUGUAACCCUGGGUACACAUUAAAGGGACUUUCCCCUUUUGUCUGGUGCUCCCUAAGGGGAGAUGGAGUUGCCUGGAGUGAACUUCCCACCUGUUGGGCUAUUUCUUGCCCUCCACCUCCAUUUGUUGCCAAUGGGAAUCACAAUGGCAGCAGCUUGAAGGAGUUCACCUACAAUGUAGUGGUGAUGUACACCUGUGAGCCUGGCUUCCAGCUUGUGGGGCGCGGAACCCUUCGCUGUGCCAUGGAGAACAGCCCCGAUGGCUCCUGGAGUGGGUCUGCUCCUGAAUGCAGAGUCAGCACCACAGCAGCCACAGACCAAACCAAGCCCCCAGAAGAGAAGAUUGCAGAGAAUCCUUCUUGGCUAGCAAGUGUCCUCAUCCCCUGCUGCACUGUUCCCCCAAUAGCCUUUGGACUUGUAGCUGGGAUCAUCCUGAGAAAAAAAGGCAAUAAAACCCACUCUUACAAUAUGCAUUUACAUCAGGAGAAGAAUGGAAUGGAUCCACCAAUGCACCCAAGGGGGGUGGAUGCUGAGAAGCAGUCUCAUUUUAGCCCCACCACGACUUGCCACGUCUGGUCCACGCAUCAACAGGAGCUGCACACUUCCCUGGCUCCUCAUGCCCAGCCUGGGGACCAGGGCUGUGCCACCUGUGAGCAGUGGCUGAGUGCCCAGCCUGGCUCACCAUGCAUCUACUCAGUCCUCAGCAUUGGUGACAGCGAGAACUGGAGUCCCACAGGCACAAGCAUUCCUGCCAAAGCUGCAGAUGUGAUGAGGGAUGAGGACACAGGAGAAGCUGUUCCAGAACAUGAAGCAGAGCAGCCCAUGGCCCAUGGCAGCAGCCACCACACCUGUCCCAUCUGUGAAAGCUGGCUGCGUGCCCACCUUGCCCAGCCUGGCAGCUAUCCUCUGGUGCCCAGGGAGCAGCCAGGGCAGCCCCAGCAGCAGGACCAGGGCCCACAGGGUCCCAUCUGCUCUCCCUGCACUGACCAACUGCACCUCUCCCACGUCCACAGCAGCACUGCCAGCAGCCCUGUGUGUCCCCUGGUCAGAGAGGGGACCUUAGGCCACCUUGUCACCCGCUUCACCCCCAGCUGCCAUCUCUGCCCCAUCUGUAAAGUGGCCACCCACACCCACCUGUGUGAGGCACCUGAGGGGAAACUGAAGCAGCAGGAAGGUGUUGGAGAGCAGAGAGAGCUGCCACACUAAGUCUUGAUGUAGUCAGGAGCGAAGUUCUAAGUGCAAUAAGGCAACCUGAGGUCAAGUGGCUGACUUCACCAUCAAGAGCUUCACAGUAAAGAAGCAGGAAGUUCAAUCCGAGUCACAUCCAGCUCUACCUAGCUUCAAGGCCUCCUUUUUAGUCUGUUUUUAGUAUGAAGAAGCUACUUUUGCUUACAAGUGAGGCUUUAAAAUGACAGAGUGGUAGAAUCCUUCUGGUUGUGCAAAAAGCCCUCUAAGAUCAGCCAGUCCAACCAGCAAGCCAACACCACCAUGGCCACUAAACCAUGUCCCCAAGUGCCAUGACCAAAGGUUUCUUGAACCCCUCCAGGGAUGGAGACUCCACCACCUCCCUGGGCAGCCUCUUCUCAAUGCCACUGAACAUUUCUCUCCCCCAGGAAAAUGAUUCCUCUGUCUUUUUUUGCACAGUCCUGCAAGAUUUCCUCUUCUGUUUGUUUGGGUUCUUAUUCCCUGAGGUUCCUUCCCUAGGGUGCAGC